AUGUUACGAAGAUUGUUUCUAGGCCAGCCUCGGCGAGAUGAGAUUAAGGAUGGCAAGAAAGAAAUAUGCGAGGGAGAAAAACGGUAACUUGCAUUUUGAAUGCUUCGAUUCUUUCUUUCAACUAUCUGCAUAUGAUCAUGUUUUGUUUAUAGUAACUGAAAAAACACGUUUAUGUAAUUAUAGCACUCCCAUUGCAUUCAUGAAGGAAUCAACUGCAAACAAUUUGGAAGAGAAACAUGAGGCAAAAGAUGAUAUAUUCGACAGGUUACUCUGCUCACUUGAUGCUAUUUUGUAUAAUAUUUAAGCAUGUUUUAUUUAACAAUUAUUUACCGAAGUGGAGAAUAGUGAUGUUUUAACAUAUACCAUAACAAAACAAAACAAAAAACAGAGGGAGGAGCCAAAGUCAUGCACCUGACCUUACCAGGUGCCCUAGAUAAAAUAUCAGCGAUCCGCUAUUACUUCCGGGCACCUGACUAUGACCGCAACCCGCGUUUACUGUUCGCUCCAUUUAUAACUUACUUAACAUUCACCUUCUUAUCUAACAAAACAAGAAAAACAGAGAUAGAAGCCGAAGUCAUGCACCUGACCUUACCAGGUGCCCUAGAUAAAAUAUCAGCGAUCCGCUAUUACUUCCCGGUACUUGACUAUGACCGCAACCCGCAGUACUGUUCGCUCCAUUCAUAACUUACUUAACAUUCACCUUAUCAUCUGGUGUGGACGCGGACACCAUACUGUAGCAAUGUUGCUUCUGCACUAAAGCGCAGUCGAGCUAAUGACCAAAAAACAACGAAAAUAAUAUUUUAAAUUUAAAACUGUUUAUAUAUUCAGUUCUCGUAAUAAAUAGUUGUAAACAAAACAACAUUUACCCUCUUUUAUAGUAACAUUGUUCAUUAGAAAUAGCUUUAAAGAGAACAAAAACUUUAUAACUUUCUUCGUGUUUGGCGAAACCGCAGCUUCAUUUAGUACAAAAAUUUGCUCAUCUGUAACCGGAACGAAACGGGAAGCCAUUUUGUUUUUGUUUGGAGAUGAAUUGAGAAAGGAUAUCCAGAGCUGAGCGACCAAUCAAAAUGCAUGAAAAGCACUAUCCAUAUCCCGAGCAUCUUUCUCCAUGCAGUGUUAUACUACAAUCAAAAAGUCAACUGAACUUAAGGCUAUGUUGCACGGGACAAUUUUUGCUGCAACUUGCAUGCAAUGCAAAUACCUGAGGGAGGCCUGCGGUGAAGGAAUAGAAGCCCACUGCUAGCUACUUUGUGAAACUUGUAAUAUAUUAACCUAUUACAGGAAAAUACAGAACACAACAACGACAACAAUGGCGUUUAACUUGACACAAAAACACGACUGCGGACAAACAUGACAGCUACGAAGUAGAACUGACGUAAGAAAUGAAAUAUUUUCUGUUCAUGCAUGUGGAAUGUACUCAGAAUGUCCACAUCAACACUGUAAAAACGUCAUUUUCAAUAUUUCAGUGAUUCAGAGACAGACAGCAGUGAGACAGAGGAUAGCGAUGCAGAAACUCUGGACAACUCCUCCAGGACUGGCAGUUACGAAGAUUGUUCUGGGGAUGUCUUGGGGUGGAAGGGAUUUGAAAUGGUGAGAGAUACACAACGUGGCCAGAUCGGUUCAAGUAAAAGCAACGGAGGUACUCUUGGUAAGGUGGAGGACAUCAUACUUUAA
Paramuricea clavata is the source of this 1674-nucleotide messenger RNA. The record is from the annotation of a GenBank genome assembly. NCBI's taxonomy places the organism in Eukaryota, Metazoa, Cnidaria, Anthozoa, Malacalcyonacea, Plexauridae.